This is a messenger RNA of Penicillium mononematosum, 825 nucleotides long. RefSeq lists its product as uncharacterized. NCBI's taxonomy places the organism in Eukaryota, Fungi, Ascomycota, Eurotiomycetes, Eurotiales, Aspergillaceae. Bases 1 to 825 code for a protein of 274 amino acids. The record is from RefSeq and is a predicted model, not a curated record. The transcript has 2 exons.
AUGCCACCAUACUUCGAUUAUCUCUUCCGUUCCUUUUCCAUACAUGGUGUAUGUGUGUCGAUCAUCCCAGCCAUGUCGGUAUUUACAAUCGUCCAUCGAGCCCUACCACCACUAUCCCUCCCCUGGAAGCGACGAACAAGUCUAAAAGGCAAAACCCCCGAGCUGGAAACUCAUCUCAAUGAAAAGAAUCCCAUCCUAGCAGACCCCAACAGCUGCCCCCAUGCCCAGAACAAUGAAUCCAUAUCCAUGCACUGUGAUGUCCACGGCCACGUGCACGUAGCGGUGAAGGCAAACGCGCACCACAACGCACCCACCCCGCAAUCAACAUCAUCUGCGCCGGAAAACAUCGCGGGUGCAGCGCCGGAUUCAUCUUCCGAGGGCCGGACACACUGUUCCAGCCAGGCGCGUCCGACGCGGGCCCAGCUCGCUCGCGCUGUUAGUUGGGCGAGUAUUAUCCGCAGUCGAGACCGGUGGACAGCCGAGCAGGAGAGGGAGCUUGUGCAUGCGCAGAAACAGCUGGAGAGGUGUCAGAAGGCAUGGAGUUCUGAGCAGGAGGUGUGGUUAUCAUAUGUCCAGGCCCUGAGCGAAGAAAAGGAAGCCCAUGAUUAUUUCCUGUCUAUGCGGCAUAGACAGCAGGACGACGAGCAGCAUCAAUUCCGUAAGGCGUGGAAGCGGCGACGAUCUUCAUCAGGUGACGAUGAGAUGCAGCAGUCUGUGGUCGAGACUGCGAAUCGACUUGGCAGGUUGCGUCGCUUGCAGCGGUAUGGCUAUUCUGGGCAGCGGUUGGGCACGACGAGAUCGGCAGUGUUGACUGUGGAGGGAUGA